AUGGCCGCCGAAAUCGCGUCGCUGAAGAAGCGCGGCACCUGGAAGCUGGUUCCACGGUCAUCGGCAAAGGGGAGGAAAAUUCUCAGCGGCAAAUGGGUUUUUCGCAUCAAAACUCUCGCCGAUGGCUCGAUCGACAAGUACAAGGCGCGCUGGGUGGUGCGGGGAUUCGAGCAAACUCACCUGGUGGACUUCACCCUCACCUACGCUCCAGUCGGCCGUCACACUUCGGUGCGCAUCCUCAUCUGCAUCGCCGCCGUCAAACAGCGACCGCUCCGGCAAAUCGACGUCGGAAGCGCCUUCCUGUACGCUCCCGUUGAUGCCAUCAUCUUCGUCGAACAACCCCACGCAUUCGAAGAAAGCGACGGCGCCGUGUGCCUCCUCCAAAAGUCUCUCUACGGAAUCAAGCAAGCUCCUCGUCUGUGGCAGCAGUACCUGCAUUCCGUCCUCCUUGAGCUCGGCUUCACUCAACUGCCGCACGAUCUCGGAAUGUACAGGCGGGAGUCACUGGGAAAGUUCAUCCUCCUCGUCGCCUACGUCGACGAUCUCCUCUACACCGGGGACGACGCGGAGCUACUCGACCAAUUCGAGGCCGACAUCAAAACGAAACUUGAAGUCACCGUCAAUCACAACGUCACCCAAUUCCUCGGCCUCAACGUAACCCAGUCCGCCUCCUCCAUUCACCUCUCCGCCGCCAAAUACGCCGAAACACUCGCGAAGCGGUUCGCCAUCGCUCCCAUCAACCUCACUACCCCCUACCGCACUCCUCCUCCUAACCAUGAGCCCAACACCACGCCACUCUCUCCUAACGACCAUCGUCUCUAUCAGCAGCAGCUCGGCUGCCUCCUGUUCGCCGCCGUCACGUGCCGGCCCGAUCUCUCCUACGUCGCUAGCCAGCUCGCACAGUAUCUGAAGCGACCUGAAGGGGAGAAUCUACUGGAUCUACGCCGAGCACUGCAAUACUUCAUCUCCACUCCCGACGUCGGCCUCACCUACGAAGCCAACCUCACCGCUACUCUGCAACUUCAUGGCUACGUGGACGCCGAUCAUGCUGGAGAUGUUGACAACAGACGCUCCCGUACAGGAUUCAUUUUCCAACUCCAACCGGCCGGACUCAUCUCUUGGAACUCCCAGAAGCAGGAACUCAUCGCCCUUUCGUCAGCUGAAGCAGAAUUCAUCGCAGCUAGCGCAGCUGUUCGCGAAGCGCGAUAA
Closterium sp. Yama58-4 is the source of this 1209-nucleotide messenger RNA. NCBI's taxonomy places the organism in Eukaryota, Viridiplantae, Streptophyta, Zygnematophyceae, Desmidiales, Closteriaceae. The record is from the annotation of a GenBank genome assembly.